Molecule: messenger RNA, 1338 nt
Organism: Trypanosoma grayi
Lineage: Eukaryota; Euglenozoa; Kinetoplastea; Trypanosomatida; Trypanosomatidae
Exons: 1
Coding region: 1-1338 (445 amino acids)
Biological process (GO): error-free translesion synthesis
Cellular component (GO): nucleus; mitochondrial nucleoid
Source: RefSeq, a predicted model, not a curated record
AUGUCUUUGGUAAGGUCGACGUAUCGGCAGGUUCUCAAGCGGGUUCACAAAGCUUCUCUGAUAUAUGGAGGACCUGAAAAGGUGUGUUUCUCCGUGUUUGGGAUCAUGCUAAGGAUGGAGGACUUCACCGCCGCAGGCUGUGGUGACACACCUCAACAAGUCGUGCGAUCUCUGUUUUUGCGUCCGGGCAUUACUGGUGACGCAGGUGAUAGAGUAUCAAUUCGGCUGGCCUCUGGAUUUGAUGCACUCAGGCGGCUCAGUGAAGCAGUACCAGUGCCCCCCAAAACGCCCUACUAUGCUGUGAAGAGGCAAGGAGAAGACACGACACCACAGAGUGCUUUGUCGGCGUCGGCGUCGCCGUCGGUGAGAGAGAUCAAGGGCGGUGAGACGUUAGCCAGGAUGCCAGGGAAACAUGUGAAACGUGAAGUUGUGACGCCCGCCUCCGAAGACUGUGACGGUGAUGAUGGCAAUGAUUAUGAUGAUGAUGAUGAGGGGGUUUCUUUGGGUGAGGGAACGAUCUUGGUUGAAAGUUCUAUAAGCCAUAACUUGAAAAAAAUUUCACGUCAGGUAUUGGUGUGCAAAAACCCACAACAACUUUCUCCUUACCGCUACAUGAUUCCUCCUGAACCCAUGCACCCUAAAAACACACGAGUUACCUUCAAGUUUCCCCUAAUGCGGGAGGCGAUGCUUUGCAUGGCUGCGUCGACAUGUGCUUCUGCUACUGCUACUACUAGCCCAUUCCGAAGUGCCGCUGGACAGGGUCCAUUGGUACUAGGUAGUUCUAAUAUCACAAGUGAGGAAUAUGGUUUGUUGUGCGCUUCCAUUCCUAUACACACAGUGUCGGUAACAGACCAUAUUGAAGUGAGACUGCGGACAGACUACGUGUGCUCGAGAAAGACUGACGAAAAUGGUGAUGUUACAGGUGACGAAGGUUAUGACACUCCAGAUGAAGAUGAGACCGAUAGCACGGAUUCAAGUACCCUUGACGGUGACACAAAGACGGAGUACAUCUUUCGCUACUUUGUUUCCAUCCGAAACUACAGUCCGCCUCGAAAUAAAAAGAAGUGGCAUGUUCAAUUGCUUUCACGUCAUUUGGUCUUCUUCAAUCCAGAAUCCGGCCUCGUUCUUGAAGUCGUUGGUCCUGGUGUGGGGGGCAACUUACCUAUGUUGGCACCCGGGGAGUCGCACACGUACGAGAGCGGUGCGAGCCUAUGUGAGCCCUCUGGUGUGAUGCGUGGCACGUUUCAGCUCCACGCGUACAACGAGGAGGGGCAGUCGUGCAACAUCGAUGUGCACAUCGCCCCGACGCGUCUUGUCGCGCGACCGCCGCGGGCGUGA